Aspergillus puulaauensis is the source of this 1914-nucleotide messenger RNA. Its product is annotated as putative sucrose transporter. Lineage: Eukaryota; Fungi; Ascomycota; Eurotiomycetes; Eurotiales; Aspergillaceae. The transcript has 4 exons. The record is from RefSeq and is a predicted model, not a curated record. Gene Ontology annotation, molecular function: sucrose:proton symporter activity. The coding region runs from base 1 to 1914 and encodes 637 amino acids. Gene Ontology annotation, cellular component: membrane.
AUGGAGGGGACUGACCAAGCGGCGAACGAGACGUCUCCCUUGGUGGGACCUCGGCCUUCCGAUGAUGCUGAUGUGGACUCGGUAACAGCCGUCAACGAUUCGGAAUGGAUUAGUAGAAAUGAAGAUGCUCUUGCGCCCAACCCGCCGCCUGAGACGAAGAGCAGCUGGUAUCUGUUCUUGUUGACGUUGAGUAUUGGUGGGCUUCAGGUGGUGUGGUCUGUCGAGCUAUCGAGUGGCUCGCCCUACCUUCUAUCGUUGGGAAUGAGCAAGGCCCUUCUUGCCUUUGUUUGGAUCGCAGGUCCCAUUACCGGAACCCUGGUGCAGCCGUACAUUGGGAUCCGUAGUGAUAAUUGCCGUAUAUCAUGGGGUAAACGGAAGCCCUUCAUGAUAGUUGGAGGCGCGGUGACGAUAGUGACGCUUCUUGCCCUUGCCUGGGUUAGGGAGGCUGUAGGAGGGAUCGUUGGGGUAUUUGGCGGCAACCCGACGGGAGAAGGAACUAAGACUACGAUCAUUGUUAUCGCCACUAUUAUGAUGUGGUGCUUGGAUUUUGCGAUAAAUACUGUCCAAGCGGGUAUUCGAUGCUUCAUUGUUGAUAAUGCCCCAGCCCAUCAGCAGGAGUCUGCUAAUGCCUGGGCCAGCCGGCUGACUGGCGUGGGGAAUAUCAUUGGGUACAUCUUCGGGUAUAUCGACUUACCAAAGAUCUUCCCCUUCCUUGGACACACGCGAUUCCAGAUUCUGUGUGCCCUGGCGUCAAUAUCGCUUAUUGUGACUCUCGUGAUCAGCUGCUUGUAUAUCAAAGAACGCGACCCCCGGCUUGAUGGGCCACCACAGUCAGGAAGUAUGGGUGUGGUUGGCUUCUUCAAGCAAGUCUUCAAAUCUAUAAAGCACCUCCCACCCCAAGCCGCCAAGGUCUGCGAAGUACAGAUUGCCGCUUGGAUUGCUUGGUUUCCGUUCCUCUUUUAUGCGACAACGUAUAUCGGCCAACUUUAUGUCAAUCCCAUAUUCGACGAGCGUCCAGGUCUCUCGGAUCGCGAUAUCGACAAGGCAUGGGAUGAUGCGACAAGAGUCGGAACUUUUGCCCUUCUUGUAUAUGCCAUCAUCUCAUUUGUUGCCAAUAUCACCCUUCCGAUAUUCGUUGUCCCGACGUACAAACCCGUCCUUACCGACGACAACUGUCAAAUAGAGAAUGAUCCAGAAGCCGAGCCCUGUCUAACCGUUGAGAGACAAUCUAGCUCAGAUAUCCAAACAGGGCUUGUCUCGGAACUCCACCCAGAAUUCCCAGGUGACAAAGACCGAAGCUCUACAAAAGGCGAAACAUGGUUAUCGAAACUCCAGAUUCCCGGUCUUACUUUGCGCCGGACAUGGCUUCUAUCGCAGAUACUCUUUGCCCUGUGCAUGUUCAGCACAUUCUUCAUCUCAUCGGUCACCGCUGCAUCCGUGGUAGUGGGCUUGAUAGGUAUAUCCUGGGCGCUAACAUUGUGGGCGCCCUUCGCCUUAAUCUCAGCCGAAGUAGCGGCUUUGGAAGAAGAGCGCCGAGCUCGACGCCACAGGUCCGAGAUGGCGACCUACAACGUGCAAAACCAGCACCCGGAAUAUGCUGAACCUGGCCAAGACGCGAAUGAAGGAGAUCUAGAGACUGGUUCUGCGCGAUCAUCUCCCAAGGCAGACGAAGAGGAGAACCUGGCGCAAGCGGGAAUCGUCCUCGGACUGCACAACGUAGCCGUAUCCGCGCCGCAGGUCUUGUCAAGUUUGGUCUGCAGUGCGAUUUUCAAAAUCUUCCAGAAACCGCGAGGCGAGCCGUACGAUGACAGCAUUGGGUGGGUGUUACGAUUUGGAGGGUGUGCAGCUCUUGUUGCGGCUUAUUUGACCAGUAGGCUUUCAGAGGGGACGACGGUGAAGCGAGCUGGGGCUUAA